AUGGCCUCCCGCGUCAAGCGCACUUACGGCGGCGCCCGCACAGCAAAGCUAUCUCCGCCGGCCCCCUCGUCGCCUCCCUCGGGCCUGUCCUCGCCCCCUCCAGCGAGCGCGUCCAGUGCUGCCAAACGAAAGCGCCCCCUGAUCGAGCGCUUGGGCAUCAACGCCGACGCGGUCCCCCCAUUCAAGAAACGUGCUUUAUCUACCAAACAACGCGAGAAACAACUCAAGGAGAACAAGAAGACGCUGACGCAGCUGCACUUUUCCCUGGAGACCUCGGUCCUUCGGACAUGCUCUACGUGUGGCUUGUCAUACACGAAGGGCGCCCCCGAUGACGAGAGCUUGCACAGAGCUCACUGUGCUCGUGUGCAGAGGGGUAUGGAAUGGGGAAGGGAGGAGGAGAAGGAACGGACCAAAGCCGGCGUAGAGGAGGUCACCUCUGGAGUCAGGUUGAAGGACGGACGUAAAGGCCGGAUCAUCUGCGUCAAAGCCGACGUCGGUGGCAAGAUAGGCUCCAAGCUCAAGUCUCUCCUGGAAACCGUAAACCUAUCACUGUCGUCUCCCCCUUUACUCCCGGCUGCCCUGCAAGCUUCAAAGGUCUACCUCUUCCUCGUCCCAUCUGCGGCCACCUCGCCUACCACAACCCGCGAGAAAAUCGUAGGCUGCGUCAUCGCCCAGCGAAUAUCUACCGCAAUGGCUGUAGUCACCCACUCAGACCCAAGCACCCCUCCUACCGAUCCAACUUCCCCCAACGUCCCUCCACACCUAAUCACCGUCGACCCCACGCUCGGCCUCUUCUGCGACCCAACACCCCUACCCACACCCCUAGGCAUACCGCGCCUCUUCGUAUCCACCUCCCACCGCCGUCAAGGUAUCGCAACUCACCUUCUGGCCGCGGCCGCGAGGACGUUCAUACAUGGCUGCCCGCUCGAUCCUGUCAAAGGCGAAGUCGCAUUCACCCAGCCCACCAGUGGCGGACGCGCCGUCAUGGAGAGCUGGGGCCGUGGAGGGGUUAGGGUUUACGAGGAGUAG
Messenger RNA from Gloeophyllum trabeum ATCC 11539, 1029 nucleotides. RefSeq lists its product as uncharacterized. Gene Ontology annotation, biological process: mitotic sister chromatid cohesion. The record is from RefSeq and is a predicted model, not a curated record. The transcript has 2 exons. Bases 1 to 1029 code for a protein of 342 amino acids. Gene Ontology annotation, molecular function: protein-lysine-acetyltransferase activity. NCBI's taxonomy places the organism in Eukaryota, Fungi, Basidiomycota, Agaricomycetes, Gloeophyllales, Gloeophyllaceae. Gene Ontology annotation, cellular component: chromatin; nucleus.